Messenger RNA from Rotaria sp. Silwood1, 1762 nucleotides. NCBI's taxonomy places the organism in Eukaryota, Metazoa, Rotifera, Eurotatoria, Philodinida, Philodinidae. The record is from the annotation of a GenBank genome assembly.
AUGCUUUCGACGGAAUACAUUUCGCUCGUCUUAUUGACGAUCUCCUUGAUCAAUGGUAUUCCAUUUUCUCCUGAAGGCGAAACUUCAGAUAAAAGCGAGAUAAUCGCUCGCGAUAUUGGAACAUGCUAUUUAUGGUACUGGUCUCAACCUAAUCCCGACGGUCUUCUAGCCAAAACAUUAAAACCACCAUGCAGUAUUUCCACAGCGUUUCCUCCCACGUUGCCUGGUGGUUGGACAACAGAUCCAGGUUGUGACGCAUCACGACAACCGAAUACUUGUGAUUUACAUAGGGGUGCUCAUGGCUGCUAUCGACAUGCUAUGUCUUCAACAGGACCAGGUGCUCAAGCAUGUUAUGAUAAAAAUGGUCAAUGGAUAUCAGAUCCUUGGAAAGGUGCUGGCACACUUGAUGCAGAAACACCCUUAGGUGACACUAUUCAAGCCGGUAAACAUUUUCUUGCUGAUGUUGUUCCUUAUUACGACUGCUGCAAAUUAACACUACUUUUUCAAAAAGAUAAGUGCAAUCUUUAUUACGAAAAACGUCCACCAGGACAAUGUCAAAAUUAAUUAGCCUUUUCAAAUAUCCUUUAAAUUGACUCCCUAAUAUCGUUUCACUAUCAAAAAGAAAAACAAAUAUUCAUACACUAUAAGAUUUUUCUUGAUUUGUUAAUCGAAUUGCUGCCUGAUUAAAAUCAAUAAAUAAAUUUUUCAAAAGUGCAGAAGUGUGAAACUAUUCCAUGUAUUUAAAGGAUUCUUAGUUAGUUCUUUCAUAAGAUUGAUCAUCUGAAUCAUUUAAUAGAUACCAUUGGAUUUGAGCAAUCAUUUAAAUAAUCAAUCAAAUACUAUUAUUAAUUUAGCUAUUUCACCAGAUCAAUAAGUGUAUGCUUCCCAGUUUCUCUCAAUACGUUUUCUACAAUAAAUUUUCACAAUUGCUGCUUUUAUAGUUACGCUAAAACAUGACAACUUCAUGCUACAUACAAGUUAGCUCAUGCAUUGUCUAUUUACUUCAAGAAUAUGACGAUAUGAAAAAUCAUGUGACAGGGAUAACUAAUACAGAUGCUGAGCAAAAAGUAACUAUAUACUUGAUGAAAAUCUGCUUAAUCAAAAUAAAACACACUCACAUCCUACUGUUGACAUCAAUGCAUCGUCACAUGAAGCUUAUUAUACAUUAUUAAAUCCGAAUACCACUUGAGAUUAAAUUGAGCUUACUUUAUUAUUCUCGACUUGAAAACAGAAAUGGUUUUUUUUACCGUUCUACAGAUGGAGAUAAAAUUAAAUAGCCCUAAACAGUAAAAUUUGUUUUAUCUGUAACCUCUUUAAAUAAGUGCUUUGUUUUUAUUUUCUAAACAGAAGCGUGCUUCAACUGGUGACAAAGAUAUCUAUCAUGGUUUUAUUCCUUAUGAUCAAUAUAAAAGAAGAACGACAGAUAUAUUGUAUAAUUUUUAUUUAUGACAAAAAUAAGGGCUACCUUCAUUCUUAAGUGUUGUUUUAUUCCUCUUUUUAUACUUCAUCGCGCAACUCUGUUUUUGCUACAUAAAACUGACCUGAUAAAUCUUAUCUGAGGGUUUGGGUAUGGAGUAUGGGUGUGCGGGUGUUGAGUGUGGGUGUGGUGGUGUGGGUGUGAGUGGGUGCGGGUGCGGGUGGGUGCGGGUGUGGGUGGGUGGGUGGGUGCGGGUAUGGGUGUGUGUUUGGGUGCGGGCGUGGGCGUGGGUGUGAAUUUCGAUUAGAACGAAGAGCAAUCAUCACACCCCACACCCCCACCCCC